AUGAUAGCAUUUGGUAUAGCAGAAGUGAUACUUUCUCAAAUCCCAGACUUUGAUAAAAUAUGGUGGUUAUCUAUAGUUGCAGCUAUCAUGUCCUUCACUUAUUCUGCAAUUGGAUUGGGUCUCAGCGUGGCCAAAGUAGCAGGUAAUUCAGAUAAUGCACAUCAUGAUAAUUUAUACAUCUCUUUAUUGAAUGCACAAUGUUACAUGGGAAAACAUGUUUGUUUUGUUGCACAUGACACUAUAAAAUCUCCUUCUGCUGAGCACAAGACAAUGAAAAAAGCCACUAUGCUGAGCAUCAUGGUUACUACAGUAUUUUACAUACUAUGUGGUAGCAUGGGUUAUACUACUUUUGGAGAUCAAGUUCCUGGAAAUCUUUUGACUGGUUUUGGUUUCUAUAAUCCUUAUUGGCUUCUCGACAUUGCCAACUUUGCAAUUGUUGUGCACCUAAUUGGAGCAUACCAGGUUUACUGCCAAGAAGAAAUCGCAUGGUUGGUGUGA
This is a messenger RNA of Vicia villosa (hairy vetch), 498 nucleotides long. RefSeq names its product amino acid permease 2-like. Lineage: Eukaryota; Viridiplantae; Streptophyta; Magnoliopsida; Fabales; Fabaceae. The record is from RefSeq and is a predicted model, not a curated record. Gene Ontology annotation, cellular component: plasma membrane. The transcript has 3 exons. Bases 1 to 498 code for a protein of 165 amino acids.